GUCGAGAUGGAGCAGAUAGUUCAACUUGGAUGUUAUUAAGAACUAAAAUUUAAUUAUAUUGGAUUGCUUUUCAGAUUUCCCGUACUCGUCAUUUACAGCUUGCCCAGCUUCUUCAAGGAUUCAACCGAGAUCUGGGUUGCCUUUCGCCACACACACCAAACCUUUUGCCGAAUCUGUUUGUUUUUGACAUGGAUUUUUAUCAUUUUUUAUUCUUACUCCGAGUUGCCAUUGCCAAUGGUUGAGGUGUAGCAUGUCUCUUGCCAUGUGAGGGCUUUUACUACUGGCUUCCCUCCGUUUUUCCGCCCUUUACUGAUAUUCGGAUUAUGACAGGCAAGUCCCCCAAAGGUCGCCUGUCAAACACCAAACCAAAAAUUAAAUUAAUAUUUCAGGGUUUACGCAAAGCGGGUGGAAUAUGAUCCAUCUCUAACAAUGGCGGGUUGGCUCUCUUCAAAGCUCAAAGUUGCCGAGGAUUUCCUUCAACAGAUUGAUCAGCAAGCUGCAGAAUCCCUCGGCAAGCAAGAAAAGCCUGGAUUCCAUGAUUUAGGUAGUUCCGCCUCUGUUUUCAGUGAAACCUCUCCUUUGCAAGACCAAAGGUUUAAGCCAAAAGGGUCACAUGAGAGCCUUGAAUUUUUAAAAAAUAAUAGGUCAGUGACAAAUGUUGAGACAGACAAGCCUUCACAGGUUAAAUAUCUACAAGGUGUUAAGAAAUCCAGUCCAUCAAUUAACCCCAUUCGGCAGCAGGAGGUGGCAUUGGUUAAGUCUUCUAGUAUUAGGACGAGGGUUGCAAAGCCCUUGCCAGAUGACUGGACAGAACUUUUAGCAUCCCCUGAACUUUCGACACGUGGAAACAAUGAUGGAACCUCAAGCAAAGAUGCAUACAGUAACAGUAAUGGAAUUUCAAAUGGGGUAUUCUUCUCUAGUUCUUCCAAGCAUACUCUAUCCAAUUCUAGUCUUGGGAGGACGUCUCAUCAGGUGGAUGCCUCUUCUGCAUCUAUUAGAUUUCAUGAUUCCAAGAAAAAUGUGAAUUAUGAUGGUAAAUUGAGACAGCAUUCAGAAUUUGAUUACAGAAGCAAAGCAGGUCAUCCGCAAGGUGAAGCAAGUCUUAAAUAUAGCAAUGAACAUGACACAAUUCCUGAUAGUAGCUCUUCCAUUCAACGGAAUGGAUAUGAUUCUUCUUCAUCUGAAGUUUCUCCAAAUGGGUGGAAUGGAAAAGACAAAGUGCACAGGAAAUCUUAUGAGCAGUUUGAAGCAAAUCAAGAUGCCAAGGAAAGUAACGAAGCGCCCUCUACUUCAGAUGUGAAGGAACAUGGCUCGACAAGAGUGCAACCUCUAGAGAACUCUGGGGAGGCUUCUUCAGAGCCUGCUUGUGAUUCUUAUGAUAAGAAUUUAGAUAUAUCUUCCUAUAAUCAAAAUAACCGCUUUGAACAGAAAGAUGCAGAGUUAAUUGGAAUUAAUGAGAAUGGUAUACCUAAGGGUAAGAGUGAUGACUCCCCUCUAUCACCUGAGGAAAUCAAGACAGAUGUGGCUAGCUUAGUGAGGGAUGGUAAGCAGGAUCAAUGUCAGCAUGAUGCUGAAAGAGAUGGAUUUAACACAGAUGCUUCAGAGGUGCAAAUUGAUGACAUUCAAAGUCACUAUAAGCAAGUGCAAGAAAUACCUACAGUUAAAUUAGAUGGUGUCCAUUAUAGUUCAUCACAAAGCGAUGGGAGGUCUGAGACAGAGACAGACUCAGCUUCAGCAUCUGAUUCAGAGGAUGAUGAAGUUGAAAGGCGCAAACAGUCACAGAGAAAAAGAAGGGCAGCACAAGAAGCUGCAGAGGCAGCAGCUCUUGAGGCUGCUAAAGCCGCUAUAAAAGAGAGAGAAGAGUUUGUGAUGAGACUGGAAAGGGAGAAGGAAAGGCUGGAGCAAAUAUUGGCUGAACGUGAAGAAAAGCAGGCUAGAGAAGCUGUAGAACUUCAGAUGAAUAUGAAAGAGACAAUGCAAGCUGUGGACUUGGAGAAGCAAAACCAUAAUAUUACCAGAAUGGAAGCCCUUGCACGAGUGGCUGCAUUAGAGACAGAAAAUGCAGAUCUUGCCAUGUCCCUUGCUGCAGUACAACGGAAUCUUGAACUAGAGUUAGAUCAUGUAGCAGAUCUACGACGAGAUAUAGAGUCAAAAGAGGUAGCUCAGGCAGAGCUUGAGAGAAGGCUGGCACUUCUCCGCCAUACGCUAGCAGGUUCUGAUCAGGUUGAUAUUUCAAAACAAACUCAGUUGGAACAAGAAGGAUUUGAUGAAAGAAAGUUAAAUUUAUGUGAGAAAAUUGAACAAGUGCAAGUUAAGGUGAAACAACUGGAAGAAAAUAUAGAGAGAACUACUGAAGCAUGGGAGGGUCCAACUGAAGUAGAAGUGGAAUUGGAGAGCAGGCUUUCACAGCUUACUGAUCAUCUCAUCCAAAAACAAGCACAGGUUGAAACCCUCUCUGCAGAGAAAGCAACAUUGCUUUUCAGGCUAGAGGCACUUUCCAACACACUAUAUGAAGAAAGGUACCUGGCACAAUCACAAACAUCAAAGGGAAACAAGUCAAAUUAUCUAGAUUCAAUUUCUAUGGAUGAAGAUGUGGAGUUUGGAUUGGCAAGGCCAUAUGAUCCGAGAAGAGGAAUUUAUGAGAAUGAAGACUUUGAAAGAAGCCCUAUUUUCUUUCUUCUCCGCCAAUUUGAUAUGAUCUUUUCUGCUGGUGCUUACUAUCUACGUAGGCAUGGGAUAGCAAAAUGCUUUGCCUUAAUUUACCUUUUGGCUCUGCACAUUUGGGUUAUAUUUGUUAUGUUUUUACGCACUCAUGAAAAUCAAGACAUAAAAUCUGGUGCUUUAUUCUCCUUAGAGAGCAUUAAUAAUGGGACAAAUUCUUUAAAUUCUACUCUGUCUUAGAAUGUACGUGCUGCAAUUCUUUAAAAACCAUAGAAUUAUGGUCUCGGUGUAAUGUAUAACGACGCAAUAUGUGAAAACUUUCUUGAUGCUGUGCUGUCAAUUUAGGUGCUGCUUUCUUAUUUGAAACUUUCUUGAUACCAUGCUGUCAAUUUAGGUGCUGCUUUCUUAUUGCUUAUGGGAAAGCAUCAGUGAUACCAGUUUCAUCGAAUGCCACACGAUCUCUUGUAUCCUUUCAUCUUCUGCAGAGAUGUUACAAAGUAAUAUUCUCUAUACUCUGUAAAAUAACAUUGAAUAUUGGGCAACAUUUUAUAGAGAGUAAAUUUGAUGGUACUAUUUUCAA
Cryptomeria japonica (Japanese cedar) is the source of this 3241-nucleotide messenger RNA. RefSeq names its product golgin candidate 2. The record is from RefSeq and is a predicted model, not a curated record. Gene Ontology annotation, cellular component: Golgi membrane; Golgi cisterna. The transcript has 11 exons. Bases 430 to 2901 code for a protein of 823 amino acids. NCBI's taxonomy places the organism in Eukaryota, Viridiplantae, Streptophyta, Pinopsida, Cupressales, Cupressaceae. Gene Ontology annotation, biological process: retrograde transport, vesicle recycling within Golgi; Golgi organization.